Cydia splendana is the source of this 655-nucleotide messenger RNA. It is a transcript of the gene Mpk, whose product is annotated as phosphomevalonate kinase. NCBI's taxonomy places the organism in Eukaryota, Metazoa, Arthropoda, Insecta, Lepidoptera, Tortricidae. The coding region runs from base 42 to 602 and encodes 186 amino acids. The transcript is spliced from 3 exons. The record is from RefSeq and is a predicted model, not a curated record. Gene Ontology annotation, molecular function: phosphomevalonate kinase activity. Gene Ontology annotation, cellular component: cytoplasm. Gene Ontology annotation, biological process: isopentenyl diphosphate biosynthetic process, mevalonate pathway; cholesterol biosynthetic process.
AAAGUAAUAUUAACUAGAUAAUAAACUAUCUAUUUGUCAACAUGGCUCCGCGAAUUAUCUUGUUGUUUAGUGGCAAAAGGAAGUCUGGGAAAGAUUACUUGACCGACCACUUGCAGAAGUUACUGGGAGACCGAUGUGAAGUGAUAAAGAUAUCUCAGCCUAUAAAGAGUCAUUGGGCGAAGGAGAAGAAUUUGAAUCUGAAUGAGCUGCUGAGUGACAGCGAAUACAAGGAGCAGCACAGAUUGGAAAUGAUAAAGUGGAGCGACGAGAUGCGAGACCAAGAUUAUGGCUGCUUCUGUAGAGUUGCUUGUCAAAAUGCCACAGACAGACCGAUAUGGAUAGUCAGCGACAUCAGACGCAAAACUGACAUCUGCUGGUUCAAAGAAACCUACAGGGAUCUCAUCAGAACGAUCCGUAUAACUGCAGAUGAAGAUACCAGAGUCAAAAGAGGAUACAAGUUCAAGGAAGGCAUAGACGAUGUCGCUUCAGAGUGUGACUUGGAUGAUUAUACUCUGUGGGACCUGGUCAUAGAUAAUGGGAAGGGAAGAGACCAGCUGCAGGAACAGUUAGGCAGUAUUCUGGGAUUAUUAUCCCACUUAUGAUUUAGAUCUGACUGUGAAGUGAAAUAUAAGAUUGGUAUGGUAUUACACUGUUU